This is a messenger RNA of Mizuhopecten yessoensis (Yesso scallop), 1369 nucleotides long. RefSeq lists its product as uncharacterized. The coding region runs from base 318 to 1223 and encodes 301 amino acids. The record is from RefSeq and is a predicted model, not a curated record. The transcript has 4 exons. NCBI's taxonomy places the organism in Eukaryota, Metazoa, Mollusca, Bivalvia, Pectinida, Pectinidae.
GGAAUAGAAAGAUUACUGUUAACAAGGCUGUAUAGGUUAAACGUUCAUAUUUUUGUCAACUGUAAAAUGGAUUUGGAUACGUAUUCGAAAAUAUAACGAACUUCAUCGCCGGAAGUUACAUCACCUCCGCCAUUAAAAUAGGCAAGGACCUUGGUCUGUUCGAUGAGCUGAAAAGACUUGAUAAACCGGUGUCUUCACUGCAGCUAGCAGACGCAUGUAAUCUGAAGGAGAGGUAAUUAUAAGCGUCUACAUUGAUGUACGGAGAUGGACAGCCAUGGUUAAUGUGAGCAGAGUAUGUCCGGGAGUGGCUGGGCUGUAUGGUAGCCACCAGGAUCGUGUCAUUAGAUGACUCCGACCUUUACUACAUCCCCGAAACACUCAAACCAGGAAUUAAUGGAAUCGACUUUUCCUUGUUCCUUCCUAUGGUAGGAAUGAUGACGAAUAAAGCGAUGAACUGCUUUAAAAAGGACGGGCCUGAAGGUUAUGGAUAUGAUGAAAUGCCCCCUGAGGUAAUUGACAUCUUGGACGCUAGAACAGCGGACCCGGACACGACAGUGAAGGCGCUGACUGUUCCAGUUAUGGAGCACACAAGUAAGGGGUCGCUGACCACAAUACUCGAUCUUGGAUGUGGAGCAGGACAUAUAUCUAGAGCGCUAAGCAAGUGUUUUCCAGGCCCAGAUAUAUACGCUGUUGACUACUGCGAAGUUGCGAUUACCAAAGCACUCUCCAAAACCCAAGAUGUUAAAAAUGUGAAGUUUCUAAAAGAAAAUGUUACAUCAUUGCCCGCCGCAUGGACACGCAAGUUUGACUGGGUGAUCUUGUAUGAUGUUCUUCAUGAUCUUCCAGAUCAUGUAAAUGCCAUGAAAGAGGUUGACCGCGUCUUGAAGAACGACGGGGUCGCGUCCAUCGUUGAUCCAGAUGUUCACAGCAAGCACAGAGACAAUAUAGGAAAUAACAAUGUGGCUGGUGUAGGGUUUGCCUUAAGUGCCCUGAUUUGUCUUCCUUGUAGUCUGUCGACAGAUGGCGCCUCUGGUCACGGCGUAGGCUGGGGAUCAGAAAACAAAGAACAAUUUUUGACCAGUUCUGGCUGGCGGGUUAAAGACAAACGCAAUAUCGGGGAUACCAAAAUCGUUUUACCCUACCGCCACGGGAGUCGUAUCGUUUAUUAUCCAGAUACUUUUUUAGAUAUAAUUAUCCAGAUAAAUUGGACUGAUUUUCCCUGAACAAUAUAAGCAGUUCAAACAUUAUAUGUCUACGAAAUGUCAAUUCCAAUUAAAGGAGUCAAGAUUAUAGUUGUCCCAUGUUAUGUAUAACUUCGGAUUUUAUUCAUAUUAUGACCACAGCUCUCGCUGCUUUGCACAUUUUAUGU